AUGGACCCCAAAGACGUUUUAAAUGAAAUAAAAGAGGACGCUAAAAAUACUGCAAAUCAAGCUGUAUCAAAUGUCAUUGAUAAAGGAGUUGAUGGAAUAGUAAAUGAAGGUGGCAAUUUAAUUCAAAUGGCUGGUGAAAAAAUGGGUCUUGGAGAAGCAAUAUCAAAACAAAUAAAAGAAAAAGCUACAAGUAUAGCAAAAGACAAAGUUGAAGAGGUUGGUAUUACUUUAAAAGAAACAGCUAAAAAUGUAAUUAAUGGAGAUUUUGAUAAAGCUAAAAACGUAAUUGAAAACAGAGUUAAAAAUGAAAUAAAUAAUGUCAAAAAGAACAUUAAUGAGCUGAAAAACACAGAUUUUAAAAACAUCGGCGGAAAUGUAGUAAAUAAGGCGGUGAAUUAUGGUGAAGAGAAAUUGAGAGAAGUUGUCAACAACAAUCAAAUGAUCAACAAUUUGGGUAAGACAGUUGGUUUGGAUACAAAUACAGUUAACAAAAUAAGUGGUGCCGCUAACACAUUUUUGAACAACAAAAUAUCACAGGUGGCAAAUUCAGUUGAAAAUAACAUACAUAAGACAUUGGGGACUACAAACUUGGGUGAAAACAACAAGAACAGAAUUAUCAAAAAUGUCAAUUUCAAACAGCUGGGACAAGAAAUUGCACAAAAUAAAAUUAACCAAGUUAUCAAAAAUGUUAAAAAAGGGAUCAACAAAAUUCCAAUAACAAUACGACAUUGA
Entamoeba invadens IP1 is the source of this 732-nucleotide messenger RNA. RefSeq lists its product as hypothetical. The transcript has a single exon. The record is from RefSeq and is a predicted model, not a curated record. Bases 1 to 732 code for a protein of 243 amino acids. Lineage: Eukaryota; Evosea; Mastigamoebida; Endamoebidae.